CUGUCACCCACGGGGUUCCUGCUGUCAGUAUAUAUAAGAGGAAAACCCAGUGACAGCUCACAAGCACCUAUACUCCAGACGCUGAAUGGACACAAAGGAAACGCAGCUCUAGAGGAAGUCUGUGUCUGACAUCUCAUUCCUGCCUGCUGCUCUGUUGUGCAGGAUGUCUCAAAGGAAGAUGCUGCGUUUCUCCACGGGAGCUCCGCUUCUUCUCCUGUCCUGGUUUGGUGGCUUGGUCCUCGGUGAGAUCAGCAGCGACUUCUCCCAGUGCCUGGAUUUCUUCUAUGAGAAAACUCCACCGCAGGGCAUCAGUGCAUCUGGAUACCAGCCAAUAUGCCAGCGCUACAAAAACCAGUACCACUUUGCCAGCCUGUAUCACCGCCAGUAUCGCACACCACUGUACUCUGCGUACAUACUCAGCCCUGCAGAUGGCAAACGGCCCAACAGCAUUUGGAUGUAUGAGCCACAGUUGGCGUUUUCCCGUGCCAGCUCAGAGAUGAAACCUUUCCGUACUCCCGUGGACCAGAAUGUGAUGGAGAGCCAGGCGGUGCUUCAGGACUACAAGAAUUCCAACUUCACCAAAGGCCAUCUCAAUCCCAGCAUGCACCAGAAGACAAAAGAGGACCGUGAGGCCACCUUCACUCUGACUAACAUUGUCCCUCAGCGGGCGGGCUCCAACUCUGGCCCUUGGAGCCGUCUGGAGAGUAAGGUGCUGGAAAGAUUCGAGGCUUUCUGCGAGGGGCCGAUGUAUGUGAUCACUGGGGCCAUGCCUUAUGAGUCUGGAUCACGCUGGAUUAACAACAGGGUGUCUGUUCCUGAGUACAUGUGGUCUGCCUACUGCUGCCCAUCAUACAGAUCUGACCUUCCUGAGUCUGAGCAGCCAUUUUUCCCCACACAUGCUGCAGUGGGAAGAAAUGACCGCAGCAGUGGAGAGGAGAUUGUGCCAAUUAAUGUCAAGGUGAAGGCCUCAGUGCGAGGCUAUGAUGUGAAGCAGAUGUCUUUAGAGACUCUAGAGGGCAUCCUGAGACAAAGGCUGGCCAUGCCCAUCAGUCUGUUUGCUGGGCAGUGUCAGAAACAAAGUGGAAAAGCUUUAGUUCCUUGUUAAAAUCAAAUGCAGGAGUCACCACAUACUGUCUGCUCAGAAUCAACAAGUUACAAAGAUUUCAUUCCCUCGCUCCUUAACUGUCUCUUUAAUUACUGAGUGAGAUCAGAGUUUGAUGAACCAGGAUAUGAUGAUUAUCUCAUGAUGACUGAAAUUAAUUUUUUCAAAUGAUCAGGAUUUUGUAAAACAAAUAUUGUUCCUUCUUGUAACAUGUUCAAUAACUAACUCCAUGAUUUUACAUUAAAACAACAUGAGUGCACUGAAAUGUUUAUUCAGCAUCAUCAAUAACUUUAUCAAUACAAUACCAACACAUCCAAACAAAAUGGUUGCACACGUCACAUUGUGAACAUUUGUGUACACACUCAGUUCAGCAGCAGGAAAACAGCACAGACACACUUUUGCAUGUAGACAGUUUAGAAAAACAUGGCAUACUGUUCUGUUGAGGUAUGGCCCUAUGUAUGUUGGUCUUAUUUUCCAAGAAAAGAAUAUUUUUGAUAUUGUUAGUUUUCUUAUUAUUCUAUAAUAAUCCCAGACAGACACCUUAACCUGUCUUCACCUUCCAGCCAUGCAGCAUCUGCACGAGUGGCCUGAUCAGGGGGAAACGCUGAGCAGAGAACAUUGUUGGAGAUGGACAUACUGCAACAGAGCUGGUUCACUCUAAAUGAACUCAAUUAACAUUGCUAUCAAAGUGUGGCUGUAAGUCUUUGCAUGAUUUAUCAUUUAUCUUCAACACACUGAAUUGACUUGAUGAGACACACUGUGUUUGAAUGAAUAGUGGAACUGUGCCCUGCUACUUUUUAAUGUAGUAAUACACACUCUGCCCUGCAGAUGGCAAACAGCCCAAUGCCACUUGGUUUGUAAGGUCAUGAUGGUAAAUGAAAAAUACA
Messenger RNA from Lates calcarifer (barramundi perch), 1989 nucleotides. RefSeq names its product endonuclease domain-containing 1 protein. Lineage: Eukaryota; Metazoa; Chordata; Actinopteri; Centropomidae. Bases 164 to 1105 code for a protein of 313 amino acids. The transcript is spliced from 2 exons. The record is from RefSeq and is a predicted model, not a curated record. Gene Ontology annotation, molecular function: hydrolase activity; nucleic acid binding; metal ion binding.